Molecule: messenger RNA, 1323 nt
Organism: Rotaria sp. Silwood1
Lineage: Eukaryota; Metazoa; Rotifera; Eurotatoria; Philodinida; Philodinidae
Source: the annotation of a GenBank genome assembly
AUGCCGGGUAUAACAACAAAUGAUAGUGUACAACAAAUGGCUGAUGAAAAACCGAAAUUACCUGAACAAAUCGAUUUAGAAGAAGCUGAAACAGCAUUAGCUGGAAAAGAUUACAAAACAGCUCAAGAAUUACUUGAAAAAUUAGUUAAACUUCAAGUUAUUGUUGAUAAUGAAGAUUCAGCACGAAUUAAAGAAUUAGCUAUACUUGCUCUUGGAAAACUUUUUAAGGAAACAAAAGAUGCAAAAGCAUUGGCAUCUCUAAUUAAAACAACACGUUCAUUUCUUGGUCUUGUAAGCAAAGCUAAAGCAGCUAAGCUUGUGCGAACACUUGUGGAUCUAUUUCUUGAUAUGGAAGCUGGUACUGGUGAAGAAGUUUCAUUGUGUCAAGAAAAUAUUGAAUGGGCUAAAAGUGAAAAUCGAACGUUUCUUCGACAAGAACUGGAGGCACGUCUUGUUGCUUUAUAUUAUGAUACACAUCGAUAUAAUGAAGCACUGAUACUUGGUUCACAAUUACUUAAAGAAUUGAAAAAACUUGAUGAUAAACAAUUACUUGUUGAAGUUCAGUUACUUGAAAGUAAAACAUAUUUUGCUUUAAGUAAUUUACAAAAAGCAAGAGCUGCAUUAACAUCAGCAAGAACGACAGCAAAUGGAAUUUAUACACCACCAAAACUUCAAGCAAGUCUUGAUUUACAAUCAGGAAUUCUUCAUGCUGCUGAAGAUAAAGAUUUUAAAACAGCAUUUUCAUAUUUUUAUGAAGCAUUUGAAGGUUAUGAUCAAAUUAAUAGUAAUAAGGGUAUUAUUGCACUUAAAUAUAUGUUAUUAUCAAAAGUGAUGAUGAAUGUACCGGAUGAUGUUAAUGCACUUAUGUCAGUUAAAUUAGCACUCAAAUAUAGUGGUCGAGAUGUUGAUGCAAUGAAAGCAGUUGCACAAGCAAGUAAAAAAAGAUCAUUAGCUGAUUUUCAACAGGCAUUGAAAGAUUAUAAAACUGAAUUAUCUGAUGAUCCAAUGAUUCAUUCACAUUUAGGUACAUUAUAUGAUAAUUUACUUGAACAAAAUCUUUGUCGUCUUCUUGAACCAUUUUCUAAUGUUCAAAUAGAGCACAUUGCACAUUUGAUUAAUUUAUCUCAAGAUGUUGUCGAGAAAAAACUGUCUCAAAUGAUUUUAGAUAAGAAACUUAAUGGUAUUCUUGAUCAAGGUUCAUCAAAUAUAGUUAUUUUUGAUGAAACACCAUCGGAUACACAAUAUCAAGAUGCUUUGGUGAUCAUUCAAAAUAUGUCAAAAGUGGUUGACACUCUUUUUAGUAAAACGAAGAAACUUUCUUAG